AUGUGGCUCCAAGUGGCCCUCUUUAUCGCUGCGUGCGUGUCGCCCGCAGCGGCUAUUUACCCCGAUGAGGUCAAUCACAUUGAUUUCCACCACGCCCUCAUCGGUACCCCCUCCCCCGACUCGACCUUCUUCCUCAAGCCUUCCUCCGCCUCAAAUGCAUCUCUCCUCUACACAAUCUCCGACAAAUCGAUUUUGGGUGCCAUCAAUCCUCGCGACGGGGCUUUAAUUUGGCGUAAGGAUCUCUCCCAGGCGGGCUCUCCUACCAACGGGGGCGGCAUCCUGCGCGGCUCGGAUGGACAUAAUGCUGUUGUCGGCGCAGCUGGAAAUUACAUCUCAUCUUGGACUGCCCAAGAUGGUAAACUGAUUUGGGAAAACAAGUUCCAAGAUGGAGUGGUUGCGGACGUAGAGCUGCUGGAGCUGGCGGAGGCCAGCGCGACAUCCGGUGCUAGAGAUACACUGGCAUUAGUUGGUAGCGAAAGUGCCGGCAUUGUGAGACGGUUGGAUGGUAACACUGGAGAGACGAAAUGGGAAUCGAAGGACACCAGUGGUGAUGUUGCGUUCCAAGUGUCAUCUUCUCCCACGGAGGUCUUCUACAUUUCGCUCCAGUCAGCUUUGCUGAAGGGUUACAAGCUCAAGGUCACUGCACUGGAUCCCGUGAAUGGCCGCCAAACUCGCCAGUAUGUCUUAAAUUCGGAGAAUGAAAUUGCGACCCCAGAAUCCGUUCUCUUUGUAGGCGCCAAUGUUGCCUCGCCCUUGAUCGUCUGGGCGGAUAAGACAUAUAAGACUUUGAAGGUCAAUGUCAUUGGCACAAAGCAAAUCCAAACAGUCAACAUUGAAAAUACCUCCGGCCAGGAAAUUCGACAGAUUACGGUUCACGCUCCUCAUAAACUGAACUCGCUCUCUCACUUCUUGGUCCACUACGUGACUGAGACCGGUGCAUGGGCUGAAGUUUAUCAUGUGGACUUGCAGACUUCGGCUGUGACCAAGGCGUAUCAAUUGCCCUACCUGCAGGGACAGUCUGCGGUGGCUACUAGCAACAUUGAUGCCAAUGUUUACUUUACCCGCAUUACUGACUCUGAGGCUACCAUUGUUUCUUCCGCAUCGCACGGAAUUUUGGGACGCUGGGAUGUGAAAGCCGCCUCUACUGAACGUGCUCUGCACGCUGUGUCAGAAGUGAUUUCCAAAGGAAAGUCGGUAGCUGUGCGUGCUGUUGUUCUGCGGGAAGCUGGAACCUGGGAGUUGGUUCGUAAUGGUCAAACCGAAUGGACUAGGCACGAAGCCUUGAUUGAUGCUGUGGCUGCAACCUGGGUUGAACAAGAAGUCCAGGAGAACCUGGUUCAUGAGCUAGAAGUUGAGGGACACGAAAGCUUGAUUGGCGCAUACAUCCAUCGGGUGAAGCGCCACAUCCGUGAUAUCCAGCAUCUCCCAGACUGGCUGAAAGAACUCCCUCAGCGUAUUGUGAGCAGCGUGCUGACUGAUGAGGUCACUAACCUUGAUAACUUUGGUGUGGCUAAGCCUGUGAUCGUAGCCACCAAGAGUGGCCGUCUUUAUGCCUUGAACACUGGCAAGCAAGGCGCCGUCGAAUGGAGUGUUCAAGUUGAAAAAACUUCACAAUGGGAUGUGAAGUCUAUUGUGACCCGUCCUGGGGUGGCGACAAUUUAUGCAAGUGACGGAAGCUCUGCAACUGUCAACGUCUCUACCGGUGAAGUGACUUCCCGUACUGCUCCUACAAACGUCAAACUGCAAUCCAUUGUCUCCCUAGAGAAUCAUCCGAUUCUUGGAAUCAAUGAAGAUGGUUCUCCGGCUGCUGUUUUCGACGAUAGCAUCGGGUUUCUCGUGACGACCAGCGCCGAUGGUCGUGUUCUUGGCUGGUCCGGACAGGACAACAAGUCCCCAGUUUGGGAAUUUGUGCCUCCUUCCGGCCAGAAGGUCGUGCAUGCAACAUCUCGUCCUGUGCACGAUCCUAUUGCAUCGAUUGGCAAGGUUCUCGGUAACCGGUCUGUUCUGUACAAAUACCUGAACCCCAAUCUGGCGCUAAUCACCGCUGUGAACGAGAAGGACAACACUGCCGGGUUCUACCUCCUGGACGGUGUGUCCGGCAAGGUGCUAUAUGCCACCACCCAGAACGGUGUUGACCCGACGCAACCUAUUGCGUCAGUCAUAAGUGAGAACUGGUUUGCUUACUCCUUCUUUGGCGAUGAUGUCGAUGAAUCCUCUGCCAAGGGAUAUCAGCUCGUGAUCUCCGAGCUCUACGAAUCACCUGCUGCUAAUGAUCGUGGACCUUUGGACUCGGCUGGAAACUUUUCUAGCCUUCACGGCAACGAUGGUGAUAGCCCCCCAUCACCUCAUGUCGUCGCCCAGGCAUUCGUUAUUCCUGAGCCUAUCUCUCACAUGGCUGUCACCCAGACUCGCCAAGGAAUCACUACCCGCCAGCUCCUCUGCACUCUGCCAGAGUCUAGCUCUAUCGUGGGUAUCCCCCGUCCCGUGCUGGACCCUCGUCGCCCUGUUGACCGAGACCCUACCUCUUCCGAGGCGGAAGAAGGACUUUUCCGUUACGCUCCAUUCCUAGAGUUUGAUGGCAGAUGGUUCCUGACUCACGUCCGUGAUGUUUCGGGCAUCAAGACUGUCCUGUCACGGCCUACUUUACUGGAGAGCACCAGUCUUGUCUUCGCUUUUGGUGGCGAUAUCUACGGAACACGAGCUACUCCUAGCCAAGCCUUCGAUGUUCUUGGCAAGAGCUUCUCUAAAUUGCAGCUUGUUCUGACAGUAGUGGCGUUGUCGAUCGGUGUCACCUUCUUGGCCCCUAUGGUCCGAAAGAAGCAAGUCAAUCAGCUGUGGAAAGCUUAA
This is a messenger RNA of Penicillium longicatenatum, 2847 nucleotides long. RefSeq lists its product as uncharacterized. Gene Ontology annotation, molecular function: protein binding. Lineage: Eukaryota; Fungi; Ascomycota; Eurotiomycetes; Eurotiales; Aspergillaceae. The record is from RefSeq and is a predicted model, not a curated record. Gene Ontology annotation, cellular component: EMC complex. Gene Ontology annotation, biological process: protein folding in endoplasmic reticulum. Bases 1 to 2847 code for a protein of 948 amino acids. The transcript is spliced from 3 exons.